UAUUACAGCUUAAAGUAAGGGUAAAAAUGUAAUUUAAACAAAAAAACAAAAACUACCUAUUGAGAAGAGAGGAGAGAUAAUGGAAGAUAUAAAACCAGUUUAUACUUUCUCAGACAAGACUAGAGAGCUGAACAGAGGGAGGUUUUAGGUGAAUAAUAUCCGUUGGCAAGACGACCAAAAGAUGGAAGAUGAAGCAGGAGCAACUAGUGAAGGAAAUUUGCUGUCCAUUGAUGAGUGUUGCUGCUGAUCUGGACAUUGAUCGCGACUAUUACUUCAUUACAAUGCGUGAUCUACAUACCAAGCCCAUAGUUAGGGUAUUCUGCAUGAAAUGCACUACUAAACUACAAAGACUUGUUAUGUUGUGGGCUUCUAUGAAGAGAAUAGAUCCCGCUAUUGUUACAUUGUACCAUGAACAGGCACGUGUUGACCUUGAAGGUACCUUUGAUAGUCAAGGUGUUUUUGAUGGGGACGUCAACUACGUAGUUAUUAAGUAUUUGGAAGGUUAAGAUAAGGUCCAUUUACUAAAUGUAAGGUGCAAGAUUUUUAUAUGGAUUAUGUUUUAUUUCCGGAAUCAGCAUAAUUGGUUAUGUGAAGGUCCAAUUAGUAUAUGUAACUCAUAAGUAAUGUAGUACCCUUUAUUUGAAAGUAUUAAUGAAUUUUCUAUA
Messenger RNA from Beta vulgaris subsp. vulgaris (sugar beet), 665 nucleotides. RefSeq lists its product as uncharacterized. The transcript has 2 exons. The coding region runs from base 189 to 506 and encodes 105 amino acids. The record is from RefSeq and is a predicted model, not a curated record. NCBI's taxonomy places the organism in Eukaryota, Viridiplantae, Streptophyta, Magnoliopsida, Caryophyllales, Amaranthaceae.